AUGAGGGGGCACGAGAGGAACACCAGAGCAGAAUCUGAGCAGCAGGGAUUCAGAGGCGGCCAGUCCUCAGAGCACCGAGACAGGCGGGUGAGCAAUCCAGAGCUCAACGAAAUGAGGGAGACAGGAGACAGCUCAGCCAAUCAGUCUCAACAAGCCACAGGUUCACGCCCACCUGUCAGCAACAACCAACUGUGGAAGAGAGUAGCCGGUCAUGGGACCGGCAGCGGGACUGAGUCUCAGGUGGCCGGCCGAGGGACCGGCAGCGAGACAGAGUCUCAGGUGGCCGGCCGAGGGACCGGCAGCAGGGCAGAGUCUCAGGUGGCCGGCCGAGGGACCGGCAGCGGGGCAGAGUCUCAGGUAGCCGGCCGAGGGACCGGCAGCGGGUCAGAGUCUCAGGUGGCCGGGCGAGGUACUGGCAGCAGGACACAGUCUUAG
Messenger RNA from Cyprinodon variegatus (sheepshead minnow), 435 nucleotides. Its product is annotated as period circadian protein-like. Lineage: Eukaryota; Metazoa; Chordata; Actinopteri; Cyprinodontiformes; Cyprinodontidae. Bases 1 to 435 code for a protein of 144 amino acids. The transcript is spliced from 3 exons. The record is from RefSeq and is a predicted model, not a curated record.